AUGGCGAAAUGCCGUUAUUGCCCAAAAGAGUUCGUUUCCAGUAGCACGCGUUGCACCGCUCAUCUUGCUGAUUGGGAGGGGAAGAAGGGUCACGACAUUGCUGUGUGCCCGGAUGCGUCAAAAGAGGUAGUAGAGAGCAUUCGCACAUUGCAGGAGGGGAAAUGUAAGAAGCAGUUGGAGAAAAACCGGGCGGAGAUGGCGGCCAUGGAUGCGGUGAGUGGCAAAACCAGCAGCGGGAUGGGUUCUAAGAGAGGGCGCAUGUUAGAUUUCUAUGGGGCGGAGGGGUCAGUGGCUAGGCGGGAGGCGGAUGAUGCCAUAUGUCUCUAUUUCGCAGCAUUGGGUGUUCCCGAAAACCAAGUCGACAACCCUCUUUUCCGCAACAUGAUAAGGGCAGUUGCAGCAGCGGGUGGUAGCUAUGUCCCUCCGAAGAGAAAGUACGUGGGCGGGGCUGGACUGCAGCGGACUCGUAAGAGGAUUGAGGAGGGGUUGGAUCCCGUGGUUAAGAAGUGGCCGGAGAAAGGUGUCACCAUCGCUAGUGACAUGAUGAGUGACAGGAAUGGGCGUGCGCAGGCGAAUUUCCUUUGCGUCAACGAAGAUGGAGCUGUGUUUAUGGAGAGUGUUGACCGCGGGAUGGAGCGAAAAACAGGCCGUUACAUUGCUAGCCUCAUCCGGCCAGUCAUAACGAAGGUGGGGCCGGAAAAUGUCGUUGCACUAUGCAUGGAUGGAGCGAGCAACUACGCAGCCGCGACCCGUGAGAUUGUGAAGGAAUGGCCGCACAUUGAGAUUGUGCCGUGCGCAACGCAUGUGCUUGACCUCUUUAUGGAAGACAUAGGGAAGAUGGAUUGGGCCAAAAAGUUGGUUGAACGAGCGGGGGAGCUGAUCACAUUCUUGCGCAACCAUCAUUGGACACGCGCAUACCUGAGGGCGGGGGAGCUGCAUGGCGAGAAGGUGCUGCAGGCAUUGCGACCUGCGGGCACUCGCUUCGGGACACAAUACCUUGCCGUGUCUCGACUUUGUGAGUUGCGCCCUCAUCUGUGCAGCAUGGUCUCCCAUGAUGUCUUCAAGGACUGGGCUGCAGCUGCAGGUGCUAAGGUGAAGGAGGCAGCAGACAAGUUUGAGAAGUACGUGCUGGAUUCUGCGUGUCCGGCCAACCAGAAGGAGGGAAUCUUUCUUCGGGAUAGGGAGUGUACCAAAGUCAUGAAGGAAUUCUUAGAGCGUGCGCAUGAUUUCUUGGUGAAGUACAAGAGGGGUGGAGCUGGUGGCUUCAAAGAGCUUCAGAAGGGGAUGCUUGCCUACAUUAACGGUGAUGAGAGUUUCGGCACAAAGAGCGCGGUGGAGGCUCGGGAGGAGAUUCGGGCUGGGAAGGGGGAUCUGCUAAGCUGGUGGCAGUGGCAUGGAUGCGACUACCCCGAGCUAGCUGACAUUGCGCGCCGUACCCUUGCGCAGCCCGUGUCGGCCUCCUCGUGCGAGUGGAAUUGGGCUAAGUGGGAGGGAGUGCACACGGCUCGCCGGAACCGGCUAGGGUCGGAGAAAUGCCGCAACUUGGUGUACGUGGCCCACAACUGGCUGGUGGUGUAUAAUGCACACAAGCGACCUGAGAUGGAGGGGGCCGGGAUAAUUGAGGGUAACAAGCCAGACCCCCCGGUCCCGGAGGGAUACAUUCUGGAGGAGGAGGUGGAUGAGGAGGAGGAGGAAGAAGACAAGCUGCUGGCUGAUGAAUAUGUGGCAAAAACGCCUGACGCGUCAGGCGCAACAUAG
Molecule: messenger RNA, 1758 nt
Organism: Closterium sp. NIES-65
Lineage: Eukaryota; Viridiplantae; Streptophyta; Zygnematophyceae; Desmidiales; Closteriaceae
Source: the annotation of a GenBank genome assembly